Prunus armeniaca (apricot) is the source of this 558-nucleotide messenger RNA. Lineage: Eukaryota; Viridiplantae; Streptophyta; Magnoliopsida; Rosales; Rosaceae. The record is from the annotation of a GenBank genome assembly.
AUGAAGGAAGUUAAGAUUUCAUCCCAAAACAAAUUGGCCAUGGGGGAAGUAGCCCAACUCCUUAUAAGCCCUUCCAGGGUACUCAUCUAUGUAGCAUCUUUGGUAGAGAUGACCAAAGAAGAACUCGCUGAAGUAACUUACCAAAAUGCAAGAGAAGGUGGGAAAGGAGAAAAUGGGAGAGGAAGAGGUCGGGCUGUUGGUGGGGUUGGGAAGUGCAGUGAGACGGAAGAAGAGCUUUUCGCAAACGAGAUUGCCGGUGGCGAUGUGAGGGACGCUGAGGUUGGAGAGGCUAGAGGCAUAGGUGCCUUUGCCAACGUCUGGGAAGGCGAUGUGAGGGACGCUGAGGUUGGAGAGUCUAGAGGCAUAGGUGCCUUUGCCAACGUCUGGGAAGUCGGUGUGAGGGACGCUGAGGUUGGAGAGUCUAGAGGCAUAGGUGCCUUUGCCAACGUCUGGGAAGUCGGGGAAGACCCAUGGACAUUCAUGUCUGUCAUGUUGCAUAAGAAGAGAAUUUUUGUUGAUGACAAAGGAAGGUGUUGUGACGUCAACUUCAGAAUUUAG